CCUCAAUCAUCAAAGAUCUCGAGGCAUUGAAGCAGCAUCAUGAGAAAUCCAAGAGCAACAUGCCCCGGGAGAUCUCUGAAGCAUUGGUUGACACGCUUCUCGAUUUCUCACGCCGCGUGCAGAAGGCCCCAACCACGGAAACCCUCGCGCAGCGCCUGAUACGAAUGGAAUCUUACAUGGAAAAGACUCAAAAGGAAGUGUCCCAGACCUCCCGUGAGGUUCUCAACACCAAGUCCAAUACUAACCGCUUACUGGAGGCACUCUGCACGCCUUCACCCUCAGGAGCUCGCCAAUCGAAAAUUUCUGCUGGUGAUAUUGAUUUAUAAGACCAACUCUUUCUCGCGGAAUCGAAUUCUUGAAAUUCUACGCCCAAACACGGCCGGAUUCGGCUAAGAAUUAGUUCAAUAUAAAUUAACUCUGAC
Talaromyces proteolyticus is the source of this 422-nucleotide messenger RNA. RefSeq lists its product as uncharacterized. The transcript has a single exon. Lineage: Eukaryota; Fungi; Ascomycota; Eurotiomycetes; Eurotiales; Trichocomaceae. The coding region runs from base 60 to 326 and encodes 88 amino acids. The record is from RefSeq and is a predicted model, not a curated record.